Molecule: messenger RNA, 1925 nt
Organism: Uloborus diversus
Lineage: Eukaryota; Metazoa; Arthropoda; Arachnida; Araneae; Uloboridae
Product: serine/threonine-protein kinase PAK 2-like
Exons: 14
Coding region: 79-1812 (577 amino acids)
Biological process (GO): regulation of MAPK cascade; protein phosphorylation; regulation of axonogenesis
Cellular component (GO): cytoplasm
Molecular function (GO): ATP binding; protein serine/threonine kinase activity
Source: RefSeq, a predicted model, not a curated record
UAGAGAUUUUCUCCCUAUAACUACGAUUGACGAAAUUUGUACAUUGAUUGAAUAAUAGCUAUUAAACAUGAAUUAAAAAUGAAUGUAUCCCAUACCUGUCAAUUUUGUGAGUGCAAAUCGGCAGACAACCAAUUUGGUUCUGCCGAAGCACCGUUACUUCAUACCACAUUUUCACUUUCAAAAAUGCAUACAUUUGACGAAUUGGAGGAAAAACCACCUGCUCCACCAGUGAGACUGACAAGUACUAGGGAUCCAGUUCAGUCUGUUGACUUGAAACCUCUUCCAAAAGAACCAGAAAAUGACAAGUGGAAACUGAAAAUUAAGUCAUCUAAAAGUGCGAAAGAAAAGAAAAAGGACCCAGAUAAGUUGGUUAUUUCGCCACCUCUGAACUUUGAACAUACUUUACAUGUUGGAUUUGAUCCAGAUACUGGAGAAUUCACCGGUUUACCAGAGACUUGGUCUAUGCUGCUGAAAAAUUCCAAUAUUUCAAAAUUGGAGCAGAAAGAAAACCCCCAAGCUGUAUUAGAUGUCUUAAAUUGGUAUGAUGCUUCCACCAAAGAAACUGAAGAUUCUAAGUACAUGACAAUAAAUAAAACUUUAGAUCCUUCUGUAGGAAUAAGUUAUUUUAGUGACCCAGGAUCUUGCAACACUUUAUUGAACCAUCUGCCUACUUCUCAGUCAAAGACUGAUGUGGUACACAUGAAACACGUCGAGAAAGAUUCACUGGAAGAAGUAUCGUUAUGUUCAUCCACUUCUGAUAAUACAAACACCAUUUAUGUGAACCCCUUGGAAGAAGACUUUGUGCAAAGCUCAGCCGAACAAGAUCCAGAUCCUCAGUAUGCAGAAAUAAAUCUUUCGAAUAACAAUAAUAAUAAUGUUUCAAAGCUUAAGAAGAAAAAAAUAUCAGAUGAAGAGGUCAUUGAGAAACUAAAAAGUAUUGUCUCUGCAAAUGACCCGAACAAACGGUACAUUAAACUGGAAAAAAUUGGGCAAGGAGCAUCUGGAACUGUUUACACUGCAAAGGAAAAAAGUACUGGAUUAGAAGUUGCAAUAAAACAGAUGAACUUAGCAAAUCAACCCAAAAAGGAAUUGAUCAUCAAUGAAAUUUUAGUAAUGCGUGAAAAAAAGCACCCUAACAUUGUGAACUAUCUAGAUAGUUAUUUGGUUGAUGAUGAACUCUGGGUUGUUAUGGAAUAUUUACCUGGGGGAUCUCUUACUGAUGUAGUUACAGAAACAUGCAUGGAUGAAGGUCAAAUAUCUGCUGUUUGUCAAGAGGUUUUAAAAGCUUUAGAAUUCUUGCACAAAAAUCAAGUCAUCCAUAGGGACAUCAAGAGUGACAAUGUUUUACUUGGAAUGGACGGCAGAGUGAAACUGACUGAUUUUGGGUUUUGUGCUCAAAUAUCUCCGGAACAGAGCAAAAGGAACACAAUGGUCGGAACGCCAUACUGGAUGGCACCCGAAGUGGUGACAAAGAAGCAGUACGGCCCAAAAGUGGACAUUUGGUCGUUGGGCAUCAUGGCUAUUGAAAUGAUUGAAGGAGAGCCACCAUAUCUCAACGAGAAUCCGUUAAGAGCAUUGUACUUAAUUGCUACUAAUGGACGACCUGAUAUCAAGGACAAAGAGAAAUUGUCUUCAACUUUUCAGGAUUUUUUAGACAAGUGCCUGGAAGUAGAUGUAGAUAAAAGAUACUCUGCAUCUUCCCUCUUGAAGCAUCCUUUCCUGAAGCUUGCUCAACCACUUGACAGUCUUCAUCCUUUGAUAGUAGCUGCCAAAGAAGCCUUAAAGGGACACUUCGACGGCCCUUACUCAUAACUACCAAAGUCACAAGGCAUGAAAUGAUUAUUGUUAUUCUGCUCAAAAUCAAGUAUCACAUUUUGGCACAAUUUUAACUUAAAGACAGAAACUUCGUGUGGUCAUGUAGAGCA